Messenger RNA from Chenopodium quinoa (quinoa), 2912 nucleotides. RefSeq lists its product as uncharacterized. The record is from RefSeq and is a predicted model, not a curated record. Bases 574 to 1767 code for a protein of 397 amino acids. Lineage: Eukaryota; Viridiplantae; Streptophyta; Magnoliopsida; Caryophyllales; Amaranthaceae. The transcript has 5 exons.
AAUUGAUAAGAGUAUUUCAAAUAAAAAAAUUAGGUAAAUAUAACAUACCCUUUCUGCAUUUAAAAUUUUUCUUAACAUAUCAUAACUUCAUUAACCACGACCUUCUCUAAAUUGGUUGUGGGAAAAAAAAAAAUCACGAUAUAUAAACACAUGUCAGAUUCUCAGUUAUAACCAACACCUGAAUUCCACGAUAUCACAAACGAUGUCAUACUGGCAUCACAAUUCACAAUCGGAAUUCUACUCGUACAUCUUCUAAAACCAAAUCACAAAUUUGUAUGCCACAAUCCACACAUCAUAAUCUAGAAUUUGUGAAUUUGAAUUCUUGCAAACUUCAGGAAAUUAAGGUUCCUGUUUUUUUAAUAGGACAUAAAAAAAAACAGAAAAUUUUAGGGAGAAAAAAUAAACAGAAACAGAGGCAGAGAGAAUACAAACAGUAUUUUUCUGACAAAAAAAACCUCCAAUGUGCUAAGCACCAAGCCACCAAUACCCCCAAAAUCUCUCUGUAAAAACCCUAACUCGCAUUGCAGAAAAUUCCGACCCUAAUUUUCUCUCUCCUCAUCAUCGGCGGCUCCGAUGAAGAGACCUUCGCCGGCGUCAAUGGCGGAUUCGCCGGACUUUCCUCCACCUGCACCGCCAAAUCAUCGGAUGAAGAAAACGAGGGAGUUGCCCAAUUUGUCUGAUUGCAAUUGCUGUAAUCGUCACAUCAAUAGUACAAACCCUAAAAAUGGCCUUCAAAUCCUUGCUAGUGAGUGGCGAAUCGUUCUUCUUUGUAAAUGUUGCUAUAGUCUCGUUGAAUCGUCGCAAUAUUGUUCUUAUUGUUUAACUAGGGUUUCAUCUUCAUCAAUGGAGUCGUUUCAUGAGUGCAAGAGAUGUCGACGUAGGGUUCAUAAGGCGUGCGCUUCGAUGUUUCCUUUUGGUUCAGGUAAUGGUAAUAAUUGUUGUGAUGAUUUUUCGGUUUGUUUUGAUUGUUGGGUUCCGAAAUUGAUUGAGAAUGAUUAUAAAGCUAGGGUUCUUGGUAGUAAAAUUAAGAGUAAAGUGGCGAAAACCGGGUGUGAUUUGACGAAUUCGUUGGGGAGUUCUGGGGUUUGUGAUUCACAGGAUAUGGGGAGAGGUGAGGAUGCUUUGAAUGAUGUUCAUGUUGUUGCUCAGAAGAAGGUUGCCGUUGCCCUUGAGGCGAAGGAGAAGGCUUUUAACAAGGUGAUGGAUGCAACGAAGGCGAUUGCUGUAGCGAGUAGAGCUGUGGGUUUGGUUAGUGUAGAUAGGGGUGGUGAUCAACAAGGUUCAGCGGUUGAUGUGGAUGCACAAUUGGCUUUCAGGUUGCAUAGAGCGAUGAAUAGCUCACCUAGGAUAUCGAGGAACUCGUGUUUGUUGAAUACGCAAUGUGAGGAUGUGCCUGAGGUGGAUGGUCUUGGAUUGCAGGCAGCUAUUGAUCCAAGUUGCUCCAGCAAACCUAGCAAUGCUGGAGGUGAUGGGGAAAGUGGGUGUCCUGAAACUAUACAAGCUUUUGAGCAUAAGUGUGCUAGAAUACAAGAUGAGAAGCAAGAUGGUGAUCUAGAUGGUUGCUUGAUUACGUAUAGCAGGAAGGGGCGAGCAUCAUUAGAAGCUAAGGGCAAGAAAGAACCUGAUUCCUCUCAGAGAACGCGCUGUAGGCGGUGGUCAUCAGGAGCUGUAAAGAUCAAGGAGGAACAUGACUGCCCUCUGAGGACAUAUAGGAGGAGGCUGUCAAAAGUUGAAAGGUGCAAAUUGGAGCUUGGUUAUUAUACUUAGACAUAUAGCAGAAGGCACUCAUCAAUCCCACAAUGUAAAGAAAACUUAAUCCAUAGCAGUUAUAAGCUAGAUAAUGGGGCUCCGGCAAUUGUUUUGAAGUGCUGUGAGGAAUCACCAGCAUUCACUACUGCUUCUUAGCAUGGAUUCAUCUUUCUAAGCUCUGAAGGUCUGGCUUUUAGUCUUCCUACUUCCCAGCUCCUCCAGUACAGAGAAAAUAUUUUUUUAUUGAGAGAUGCUAAGCUGAAAGACGGGAUAAUUGUAGACCAUGUUCUAGCAUAAAUCAACACUCAUAAGCAUCCAAGCGUACUCAUUUCUCAUUGGUGUGUUGUCAAUCAUGUCAUUGCGAGAUACAGCCAAGAUUUUUGUGUCAAACAUUCAACAAGACGCAAAGUCGGAUUUCUCUUUACAUAAAGGUGUGUGAUUUGAGAUCCUGUCUUCAAAAGGCCUGAAGACUCCAUAAUUGAGGAGUGCAAACAGAGAUAAAGGAGAUCAAGUGGAGAGCAUUAUAUCUUUUAGGGUAUUUGAGGAUUGAGAUUAUGUAGUAACCAAACGAUUCUAGAUGAACAAAUCCUUGUUGAGUUGGAAAUUAUUGAUACAUCAGGUCCUCUGGCAGUUUUAGUAGUUUUUUUUUUUUGGGGCGGAUGGGGGUGGGACUCUUGGCACUUUUUCUUUGAAGUCGGAAGCCGCAAUCAGCCUUCUAUUUUUUCCCCCCUUAAUUUCAGUGCAAUUGUACUGGGAUGGAAGGAGUACUUCUCUAGGGCUGUAAGAGAUGCCACAAAUAUCGAUCUAUUACCGACUGGUUUUUCCCUGUGGACUAUAUGUAGAAGAAAGUUUUUCUUGAAUGGGUCGUUCAAGCUUUUUCUGGAUUCUCAUAAGAAGUGUCAGGGCUAAGUUGCAGGCAAAUUUUGGGAAGCUGGCUUUGCAUACCAUAAGGCUACCAGAGAAGUUUGAGAAUUAGUGGAGCAAUGUAUUCUGUAGAUUGGCAUAGAGUUCUCACAAGUCACAACAUAGGGGUUUAAGGGUUUUCAUGUAUGUGAUACUUUGAGUAAGAUAUGAGCAGAAUCUGAUUCUUUGUCUUAACAUGCAACAUACCUGUGAUGGCAUUGUAAAUUUUUGGAGUAGAUAUUGAACAAAUUAUUUUCCUA